Molecule: messenger RNA, 2063 nt
Organism: Mirounga angustirostris (Northern elephant seal)
Lineage: Eukaryota; Metazoa; Chordata; Mammalia; Carnivora; Phocidae
Gene: ATP1B4
Product: ATPase Na+/K+ transporting family member beta 4
Exons: 8
Coding region: 166-1248 (360 amino acids)
Biological process (GO): sodium ion transport; potassium ion transport; regulation of DNA-templated transcription
Cellular component (GO): nuclear inner membrane; sodium:potassium-exchanging ATPase complex
Source: RefSeq, a predicted model, not a curated record
AGAGAGGGGCAUGUUAGAUUAUUUUGGGGAAGGGCUCAUGCCAGGAGGGUUCACUUUUACUAGGCGCCAAGUGUCCCCAGCAACCAGUGUCUCCUGUACCAGCAGAAGCUCCAGAACUCUCACCCCCUGGCCUGCCUCUGCCCCGUCUGUGCCCACGGAACAGCCAUGAGAAGGCAGCUCCGGUCCAGAAGGGCUCCGGCCUCUCCUUAUGCUUAUCGCUACAGACUUGAUGAUCAGGAUGAAGUGAACCAGAACUACUUAGCAGAUGAAGAGGAAGAAGCUGAAGAAGAGGCUCGGGUGAUGGUGGUACCCGAUUUGGAGGAGGAGGAGGAGGAAGAGGAGGAGGAGGAAGAGGAGGAGAUAGAAGAGAAGGAAAAGGAGGAGGAAAAGGGUCAAGGUCAGCCAGCAGGCAAUGCUUGGUGGCAGAGAUGGCAGAUCGUGAGCGAAUACCUGUGGGAUCCGGAGAAAAGGAUGUCUCUGGCCCGAACAGGUCAGAGUUGGAGCCUGAUCUUAGUCAUUUACUUCUUCUUCUAUGCCUCCCUGGCCGCUGUCAUCACCCUCUGCAUGUACACGCUAUUUCUGACCAUCAGUCCCUACAUGCCGACCUUCACUGAGAGGGUGAAGCCUCCUGGAGUUAUGAUUAGACCCUUCGCCCAUAGCCUUAACUUCAACUUCAACGUUUCUGAACCUGACACUUGGCAGCAUUAUGUCAUUAGCCUAAAUGGCUUUCUCCAGGGUUACAAUGACAGUCUUCAAGAGGAGAUGAAUGUAGAUUGUCCCCCGGGGCAGUACUUCAUCCAAGAUGGCGAUGAGGAUGAAGACAAGAAGGCCUGCCAAUUUAAGCGCUCCUUCCUGAAGAACUGCUCGGGCUUGGAGGACCCUACUUUUGGCUACUCUACUGGACAGCCGUGCAUCCUUCUAAAGAUGAACCGGAUUGUAGGCUUUCGUCCUGAGCUUGGGGAUCCUGUGAAGGUGUCCUGCAAAGUUCAGAGAGGCGAUGAAAAUGACAUCCGAUCCAUCAAUUACUACCCAGAGUCGGCUUCUUUUGACCUUCGCUACUACCCUUACUAUGGCAAACUGACUCACGUUAACUACACCUCCCCGCUGGUGGCAAUGCACUUUACAGAUGUGGUGAAGAACCAAGCGGUGCCCGUCCAGUGCCAGCUGAAGGGCAAGGGCAUCAUAAAUGAUGUCAUCAAUGAUCGUUUUGUGGGUAGGGUGAUCUUUACUCUGAACAUAGAAACCUAAGAACUUUGCGGGGCGCUCCCACUAGUUCUGUUUCUGUUUUAUUUCAUGUACCCCCUGGUAGUACCUGAAUUCCUUUUCUUCGCUCAGGACACAGCCAGAUGGACACCUAAGACAGCAGAUCAUCUUUCCUUGCCUUUGACAUAUGUAUAAAAUGACAUUGUGGGAUUGAUUUUUUAAAGGUAGUCUCUCCUGAUGACAAAUAGAUGAUGUUAAUUUCCUUUCCCCCUACUUAAAACUAAAACCCAUUCUUGCUGCUAGAAGUCUCACCACAGUGUAAACAUAGUAUCUGAUAAAAUUCACAAGAGUCAUGAAGGAGAAUAUCUAUGAUGAUUUUAAAUUCAUCGUGUUUUGUAAAAUUGUGUUGUUUUUAGAGGUGAGAUUCCUCCCAACCAGGCUGAUAACCUUUAAAAAAAAAAAAAUUUUUUUUUUUCUUAACCUGCCUGACAAGUUCCUUCCCUGGGAAUCACCAAUCAGACCGACUCAGAAUACACCUAGGGCUACCAUACCUAGAGAACUCUAUAUCCAAGGGUGCUUGAGGAACUGGCUGCCUCAAAAGGGCAACUAAAUAAUACUGAUUUGACGACUAGGUUAUCUUCAGCUGGGACAGAAAGCAGUGCUAACUGGAUAUCGUUCUGGAAUAGAAAUGAACACCUUUCCUAUGACUUUUUUGGGGAGGUGGGGUCCAUAGCAACUGGGGAGAAUACUUACCAUGUGGAUGUGAUUGGCAUUUGAUUCCUUGCUCUGUGGUGUGAUCAUCCAAAGGCAAACAUUCCUACACACGGGUUUGUCUCAGCUUCAGGCAAAGGAGAAAACAA